GCUGCCCCCACGGGAUGGUACGGGCCGAUGGAACCUGUGUUUCCUCAGCGGCCGCCGAGCCGGCCACCAACGCCCCCGCCCACCUGGGGGGGACACGGGCGGGUCCAGGCACCACCAACAGGAAACCCACCAUGACAAGAGGCACUGGCGGCAGCGUGGCGGAGCCUCUACUAGUCUGUCUCCUCAUUUUUGUCUCCUUCUGCAUUCUGAUGCUCGUUAUCACCUAUAGCUUUCGUAUUCGCAGUCGUCGCCUGGCGGUGAGGACCACUUACCGAGAGGUGAGGGCAUCCGACCUCAGUAAUGGUUCAGUCGCCAGUCUUAUGGACAACCACAACACCAUGGUGCCACCUCCACCUCCGUCCUACGAGCAGGCUACCCUCCGUGUGGCUGAGCUCUAUACCUCGCCCUCUGCUGCGCCACACACCUCCUCCAGCAGGUAUUGGAGCCGCACCGCCAGCACUGUGACGGUUCCUUCCACCUCCUCUCCUGAUAUGUCCUCCAGCCUCAGCUAUGGCUCCCUGCUGACUAGGUCUUUCCUGCUGACGCCAUCAGACUCCGCGCCAUCUCUAACUGAUCUAACAACUGCCACUGGGCGCCAUGGUCACGAUGCCCCACAACAUGAACGAUACUAACAACUGUAGGUGAUGCGUGCCUGUAACAAUCACUUACAGUUACUUGCUAACAAACAAUGGUAAACAAGCAGGAUUUUUUAUUUUUUUAUUAUUUUUCUACCACAGACGUGGCCACACAUUUACAAUGCUAACCAGCAUAUAUAGAUUUACACUAGCCUUCACCAGCUCUCUGUACUAGCAACGGCUGUAAAUAACCAGGAGUGUUGCUAACGAACAUCUACACCUUACAGCCUGUUACCAACACCCGCAUUUGACUACAAGUGCUGCAGCUAAAUUUACCUGAAGGGCCACUAGAGCCAUUAACGCCUCUAGUGGCCUCGGUGAGGACAGGAAGCCAACGGCUUGUCAAAGGUCCUUCACAUUUGUUCUUAUGAUUUUUUUUCCAGCUGUAGUUUAAAAAUUAAUACAGUUUUGCCAGUUACAGCUUCGGCGGGUAGGCAGUUCCAUGGGUUAGUAACCCUGUGGGUGAAAAAAGCAUCUCCUGGUCCCUGUCCAACAUUGUGGCUUGUUGAGCU
Procambarus clarkii (red swamp crayfish) is the source of this 1147-nucleotide messenger RNA. The record is from RefSeq and is a predicted model, not a curated record. NCBI's taxonomy places the organism in Eukaryota, Metazoa, Arthropoda, Malacostraca, Decapoda, Cambaridae.